Jatropha curcas is the source of this 953-nucleotide messenger RNA. RefSeq names its product SHOOT GRAVITROPISM-like protein. Gene Ontology annotation, cellular component: nucleus. The record is from RefSeq and is a predicted model, not a curated record. Gene Ontology annotation, biological process: gravitropism. Lineage: Eukaryota; Viridiplantae; Streptophyta; Magnoliopsida; Malpighiales; Euphorbiaceae.
CUAGCUAGAUAGAGUUUAAAUAAACAUCUUCUCUCCUUAAUGGAAGAGGAUGAUCAGAGAGAGUUACAGCUGCUUCCCUCACAAAACUCUAUAGCUUCUUCUUCUUGUUCAUAUACACACAUGUCGUCUCGGCCGCUGGAUUCAUCUUCGUUGAGGUAUCGAACACCGGCGAAUAAUACUACGGUGUCUGAUCAUCGUCAUCAUCAUCAGCGUCAAUUUGGAGGGCCAUCACUAGACUUGCAAUUAUCAAUCAGUCUUAGCCCAAUCCAGGCUCCAUCUAACUGUGUUUUAACAGGUCCCAUUUGUGAUUUCAGUGACGGGAAAACGGAAACGAGUUGCGUGGAGGCGUUGAAAUGGCAAGCGGCGGAGCAAAUUCGAUUGGCAGCCAUUGAAAAAGCUUAUGCAGAAAGAGUGAGAGAGCUGACAAGGAGAGAGAUGGAGUUGGCACAAUCGGAGUUCGCAAAGGCAAGACAUAUGUGGCAAAGAGCAAGAGAAGAAGUUGAAAAAGCUGAAAGAAUGAAACAAAAAGCGACAAGGCAGAUAGAUUCUACGUGCAUGGAGAUCACUUGCCAAUCUUGCAGGCAAAGGUUUAAGCCUUAAACGAUAAUAAUAAUAAUAAUCAGAAUAUGCUUAAUUAUUAAUUAUCUUUAUAUAAUCAAGAUUGAGAUUUGAAAACCAUUGAAGACAAGCUUAUCGAUGAGGGAGAAUGAGAUUAAUCUAGCUAGAGCCAAGUUGUUGAGUUUUUGAAUAUUUGGGUAUUGGAUUCCUUCUUUAUUUUUCCUUCAUCAAUAACAGAGAAGAGAAGGAGAUAAAGAUGAAAAAGGACACAGCAUAAGUGGGCAUGGAAAAAGCUUGCAAUGCCCAUAUUUUGUUUUUUCAAUUUCCAUCAUUGUUGAUGAUAUGUGUGAUUAUUAAUAAUAAUUAUAACAAGAAUUUAUUUGAAACCAGAAAAA